Messenger RNA from Mytilus californianus (California mussel), 2732 nucleotides. Its product is annotated as protein FAM151A-like. The coding region runs from base 200 to 1855 and encodes 551 amino acids. NCBI's taxonomy places the organism in Eukaryota, Metazoa, Mollusca, Bivalvia, Mytilida, Mytilidae. The transcript has 6 exons. The record is from RefSeq and is a predicted model, not a curated record.
UCUUUAUCAUUGUUAAUGGUUUACAUUCUCUUGAUUUUGUCCUUAAUUUGUUGACAGUAUCUUUACAAUUUACCUGUACGAGGAAAGAUCAUCCGUUGUCAGUUUUAAGGGUUUCAACGAUUACUGAAGAAGGAAUCCACGUAAUUAUACGAUGAACGAUUUGUACACGUAGUGCGUUUUCAUUGUAUUCACUUUCAACAUGUCCACUAAAAGCAGCACGAAGAGAGUAUUUCUAAUUACAGUUACCUUGGUGAUUUUGGCAUUAUUUAUUGCUGUUAUUGUACUAGCUGUCAGGAAACGAGAAUGCGAUAAUAAAGGCAAUGAUGUACAUGCACCAAUAGUUUCUGUCCAAAACAGGUACUAUAUUCUUGACAAUUUUAAGAAAGACGAUGGGAUAAACAUCCGAUGGCUUCCGAAUGUAAACAGUCGGACUCAAAUUGAUACUGCCAUAUCGAUAGGCAAAUACAACAUGAUAGAAGUAAUUAUACAAACUGCAAGCGGAAAUGAUCUUGUUAUUGGAGGGACUGAUGGUAUUAAACUCCUUGACACAAUUAAACUGUUGAGCGCUGCUGGUAUUGGCAUUAAGAUAAAUGUGAAGAAUAAUAUUGAAGCUGAAGCGGUUCUAAGUACUUUAAGAAAAGUACUCUUAGACAAACCAGUCUUGAUUUCCAUUCCAAUCUUGUCUCCAAGUACCAGUUUUGACUUGGACAGGUUUAAGAAAGAUUUGUCUGCUUUACAAGUAAUGGACAAUUACAUUGGAAUAAAUCUUUUUAUUUCAAAAACAUUUUGUGAUCUGUAUGGGAUAGAAUACGGUACUUCCGAAUACAUUAGUGACCUGAUAAAAAACCUUGCUUUUCCUGUAACGAAGGUUACGGUAGAAAUGGAAGUUGACACUGUACAAUCAUCAUGGAAGGGUAUAAAAUGGAUUUUAGAUACCAACCCAAGUGUGAAACUCAUAAUUUCUUCAAAUUCAUUGAGAUUCAACGUCACAUCAUUUGAUUUACUUUUGUUGAGGAACGAUGCAGACAAAGACAAAUUGUUAUACAACAUUGAUGAAGCCAUGUUUCAAGAUUUUGUAGAUGUUUCAUCAACUGCCGGAAGUCCUCUACUAUAUUUUAAUAUUGCUCCACGUGACGCAAGUGGUAUACUUUGGAGCCAUAACACAGAUACAUGGCAUUUAUUAAAUACUGCCACACAAGGUAAUGUUAUGAUGAUAGAAGGUGACAUCAUGUUACUUGGACAAGAUACAUCUAACAAAACGAACAUUCCUAUAAUGGCUCAUGAUGUCGGGGAUUACAACAAUAUUACAUUCGAACAAUGGAUCGACGAAAUUAUCAAGGUCGAUAAAGGCAUGAAACUCGAUCUUAAAACUAUUGACGCAGUUAAGCCAACAUUACAGAUUGUGUCAAAGAAGAGUCCCAGGAUCAAAGGUCCGGUAUGGGCAAAUGCUGAUAUACUUAAAGGUCCGGAUGGCACAGAUCCCCGCAUUCCUGCAGACGCGUUUUUGGAGGCAAUUCGGGAAUUUCCGAACGUUGUUCUUUCGCUUGGUUGGACAACUAAAAGGAAGGGAGAUAAUUACAACUUAAACUAUACAAUGGAAAUGGUACAGGAAAUGUAUAAUAUUGUGAAAGAUUUAGAACAGCCAAUCACAUUUCCUGUUAGAGCAGAGCAGCUGAUUAACUCUUUAGAUUCUUUUGAAUGGUUACUUGGGAAGUCCCGAGGUUACACUUUAACGGUUUGGACAGCACACAAUGACAAUGUAACAAAAGCCGAUAUGGACUUUGCACGAAGAAAACUUGAAGCAUCGCGUAUAUACUUUGAUCUUCCAAGAGAAUUAAGACCCACUUUUGUUUGAUAUUACAAAAAAGAGCGUAAAUCUCUCAAAUGUACAAUAAUAGUUGCAAAUAGAAAAUAAUAUUUUAAGUUACACGAUAUCAUGAUUAUUUCCAAGUAAAAAUACUAUUAUUUUUGUUAUAAAAUAGGAUAUCUUAAGCUUCUAGUAUAGUGUUGUGCAGACAGAUUUUUAUAAUCUUCGUUUGUUUAUCUUUUGACCAUUGAACAAUGUUGAAAACUGACGUCAUACAACAACCGUUUCGAUAUUUUCUGGUGUAACAAUGAACCUUUACGUUUGUGAUGUCCAGUAAUGGCGAACAAGUAGCGAUAAUGGAAAUAUGUGGUAAGCACCUUCCAUAAAAGGAAAUACGAAAAUAAAAAUCAUCAGUCGAAAAAGACGAUCCGCACCCUAUCCAGAGAUAUAAAACACAUGAGUACAACAGCCCAUAGAACACCACUUAAAUUAAACACCUACUUAAAACUUGAAGUAAACUCAAUUGCUAGACAAAGGUUCUGUUCCUUUAACUGGAAAGAUGACUAAAUACUGUUGAUCUGCAAUAUAACAACAAAUAGAGAAAUUAAAAAUCAACAGGUGGGAUUUACAAUAAAAAUAAUGUGUUUGUAGUUGUUUUGUAUUGGUGUCGUGUCAAUAAAUACUCCCGAUGAAGUAUAGAAAUAUACAUAUGAUUAAAAAUAAUAAGAAUAUGGCUAGUCUUUUUAUGCUUUUCUCCCUUGUAACACUGUAAUACCUUGCACCACUAUAUAAUACCUGCCGGCACUGCAUAAUACCUUGCGCCACUGUAGAUAUUUUUUUUUUGAAAUGAAAUAAAAUAAUUUGUAUAUUGUUCCUGCAAUAGUCUAAACAUAUAGAACACGCCUGAUAAACCAUCAAAACUCAA